Symbiodinium pilosum is the source of this 2073-nucleotide messenger RNA. The record is from the annotation of a GenBank genome assembly. NCBI's taxonomy places the organism in Eukaryota, Dinophyceae, Suessiales, Symbiodiniaceae.
AUGCCAAGGACACGUGAGGAGCUUUACAAGCUCAAGGAGAAGUAUGGGAACAAUCGAAGGCUUGCUGCGCACUUCUACCGCAAUCGUGCCAUUCAGCUGGAAAUGAGGAUGCUGUAUUUGGGCGGAGCGCCCCUAGCUCGAGAAUUCUCCUGCAUGGUGAAACUUUUCCAGAAAGGACAAGUGCCAUGCCUGCGAUGGCAAGCAGUUCGUGCAGUUGGGCAGGAGUGGAUGGACACAGUCCUGGAGACAGCUUUUCUCAUCCAUGAUGCAGACGUUCUGGAGAAGCUACAGAUCACACUGCCCUUGCAAAGCCCUGACGCGCCACGUGAAGCUCAUGUGGACCCUGCGCAAGGUGAGCGCUUGAAUGCGUUUUGGAAGUUCCUGUGUGAGCUUUGCUCCAGCCGUUGCUGGAGCCAAAUCCAGUUUUCCAUGCUGGUGCCCCAGAUCCUGGCCGGCAUCUGGCACGAAUCACUAGACAUCCGAGCAGCCGUGAUGGCCCGAGCCCGCAAGAUUUGUGAGGCCAUUUUGGCUGCGGAGGCCAUCGUGUUUCAGGUCGAAGGAUCGCCAGCCGUGACAAAGAAGACACGGGCAUCACUUACAACCUGCCUGAAGGAUGCUGCGUGGAAUGAACUUCAGCUUGCCCGUGAGUGUAUCUCGGUUUGCCGUGCUUGCAAUUGGAGCCCUGACGGUCAACAGCUUCGACUCCUUACCCACAGGCUGUAUGCAAGACCGCCUUCAACGAAGCACUUCCUAGAAGACUGCUUUGCACAUCUGUCUGAUGUGUCGAAACGACACAUGAAGGGUAUGACUAUGCAGAGGUGGACCAAGUACAUCUACACGAUGUCAUCGCCCACUGUCCGUGAAUCCAAGUGGCCUCAGCUGCGCCAAUCCUUGCAGGAGUUUGCGCAGUACUUGGCGGAGCAAAGGCGACCUGCGCAGCAAGCGGCCGAGGCAGAUGCAACAGCAGAGGACCCCAACCUGAAGCUCUCGGCCAACAAGAAAACGUUCCAGGUCGCGCAAACAAUGCUACCUACGGAGCUUCAGGAGUUGCUGCAGGAAAAAAACAUGUCGGCUUGGUUCAAGAAGGCGGGCACCGAGAGCAACCAGCGAGCAAGUGCUGCGACAGCCUGGCUUGCUGAACACAACGGCCGCUUUGAGCUGUCAACCUCCGCGUGGUCAGUUACCGGCCAGCAGGUCUACUUCAUGAUGGCACCUGGCCCCACAAAUGCAAUUUCUCUUCCGGAAUGGAUAUUCAACCACACCGUUGGGGAAUCGUGCCCUUGGAAAGCUGUUCCCUAUCGGGUUGCUCAGCCUACGGAACUCCCGGAAGAGCUACAUGAUUGUGUAUGUCUUCUGUGCCAGACAGGCCCUGAAGAACAUAUCAUCCGAGCCGCGUUGAGAAGCGGCGUCAUGCUGACCAAAGCCCAGCUUCACAACCUUUGGCAGGUUGCAAGAUUCCAACUUCCUGGCCCCAAAUGCGGGUCGGGAAAAAAAGGAGGCAUCGUCAAGAAAGACUAUGUCUUGGCAGCCCUGAGGUUCUACUUUCCUGAUGAACCUGAAGACUCCGAUGACUUUCAGUUCAUGUUUGAUUCUUUGAUGGGCUCCGUCAAAUCGCCAGAAUGCUCCGAGGAAGUCCUUGCUGCAGUGCAGGGGCUGGACCCAGUCCACCAAGAAGACUGGCAAGACGUCAAGCGCUGUGCCUUGAAUCAGCUUGCAAGCCAAACAAGGGACGCAAAGCCCCGCCAUAAGAAAAAGGAGCACAACACAGCGGAGGGACCUGGAGACGCUGACGAGGCUGAUGGCGCACAGUCUGCUGGCUCCAAGCGUUUAGCGCCAACAGCCAGUGGGCCAAUGGAUGCCACACCUCGCAAGGAGCCACGUGUGCUUGCCCAGCGCAAGCGCUACACACCAGGAGAGUUGCGCAGCCUGAUUCCGGGAAAUGGAACCCUUUCUGGUGUCUACCUGAAACGGAUUCCUGGGAACAGCAACGGCAAGAUUUACCAAGGUUUCUAUGCUGCGAAGGAGACGGGUCUCUUGGUCUGUUUACUUUGUAGCCCAUAUCUGCAGUCAUAG